Messenger RNA from Elaeis guineensis (African oil palm), 2573 nucleotides. Its product is annotated as poly(ADP-ribose) glycohydrolase 1. Lineage: Eukaryota; Viridiplantae; Streptophyta; Magnoliopsida; Arecales; Arecaceae. Gene Ontology annotation, biological process: nucleotide-sugar metabolic process; carbohydrate metabolic process; regulation of DNA repair. Gene Ontology annotation, molecular function: poly(ADP-ribose) glycohydrolase activity. The record is from RefSeq and is a predicted model, not a curated record. Gene Ontology annotation, cellular component: cytoplasm; nucleus.
UCCAGUCUUCCACUAUUUUCCCAGACUCCCUGUACUCCUCCCGCGGAAGCCUUGAAUGUAUUUCCUAAGUUUCUACUCCCCUUGUCUUCGUCGCGAGAGAUGGAGCAGAGGGAGGAUCUGAAUUCCAUCCUCCCCUUUCUUCCCCUAAUCCUCCGCUCCUCCUCCCUCUUCUGGCCCUCCAAAGCCCUAGAAUCUCUUAAAGCCCUAGCCCUCGGCCCGGACGUCAGCCACGUCGAUUCCGGAGAGGUCCUCUUCGACGCCAUCCUCGAUCUUAGGGACUCCAUCGGCCUCUCCUCCGAACGGCUCGCCUCCAGAACCGCCGAUGGAUACGCCCUCUUCUUCGACGAGCUGAUGUCUAGGGUGGAUUCAAGGGUGUGGUUUGGAGAGGUCAUUCCGGGCCUUGCAAGGUUGUUGCUGCGGUUGCCUUCUCUUCUGGAAACUCAUUACCGGAAUGCCGAUGAAGUAUUUGGUGGACGAAAAGCUGGGCUGCGUAUAAUGGCCCAACAAGAAGCAGGAAUCGUAUUUCUAAGUCAGGAAUUGAUAGCUGCUCUGCUUGCAUGCGCACUGUUUUGCUUGUUUGCCACCAGUGAAAGGAGUGUCAGAUAUCUUCCACUCAUUAACUUUGAUCGCUUAUUUGCGGCCCUUCAUUCCCAUGCUAAACGGAGCCAGGAACAGAAAAUAAAGUGCAUUGUUCACUAUUUUGAGAGGAUAUGCCUGUGCAUGCCUAUGGGUUCUGUUUCCUUUGAACGGAAAGUCCUUCCUCUGAAACAAAGUUGCGAUGGCAUAUCAUAUCCUGAGGCUGCUUUUUGGAGGAAAUCUACUGUUUCUCUUUGCCCGUUUGAGGUCUUUUCUUCUGGCUUGAUCGAAGACCAACAAUAUGAAGCUCUUGAAGUAGAUUUUGCAAAUGAAUUUUUGGGAGGAGGUGCUCUUGGCAGGGGCUGUGUGCAGGAAGAGAUUCGAUUUAUGGUCAACCCAGAAUUAAUUGUUGGCAUGCUUUUCAUGGCUUCCAUGGGUUGUAAUGAGGCAAUAGAAAUUGUUGGUGCAGAAAGAUUUUCAUGUUAUGCGGGGUAUGGUUCUUCAUUCUGUUUUGUGGGUGACUACCUGGAUAAGAAGCCAUGUGAUUCAAUGGGCAGGAGAAAGACAAGGAUUGUAGCAAUAGAUGCUGUAUGCAGUCCAGGAAUUAUGCAGUACGAAGUCGAUUGUCUGGUUAGGGAGACUAAUAAAGCAUUUUGUGGAUUUUUGGAUGCUUCAAAAUAUCAACACUGCUCAAAGAUUUUUCAAGAUGCUGAUGAGAACAAUAAUGAAGUUUCUACUGCUAACUGCAACAUUUUUCUGGUUUGUGAAGCUAAUGCCAAGCAAGCCAAAGAUCCUGACAAUUCUGAAAACAAAGGUGCAAGUAACUUGGACUUGAUUGGUAAGACUGAAAAUAAAAGCUGUCAGGUAAUAGACUCUCAAGUGGAUAUUGGGAUUGCAACUGGAAACUGGGGCUGUGGAGCUUUUGGUGGAGACCCUGAAAUUAAGAGUAUGAUCCAGUGGCUAGCUGCAUCACAGGCUUUAAGACCUUUCAUCCACUAUUACACAUUUGGAGAAGCAGCAUUGCAGAGAUUAGAACAGGUGACUCAAUGGACCUUGGUGCAUGGAUGGACAGUGGGUGACUUGUGGAGCAUGGUAGUUGAAUACUCAUUCCAAAGGUUAAGAGGGGAGACUAAUGCUGGGUUUUUAACUUGGCUCUUACCUGAUCACAGCACAUCAAAUGACGUGCAAUGUAUGUCUGAGUAGUGUCAUUCUUCAGCUGGUCUUCAGAAGCAAAUGUGCUAAACUAUAAUUUGGCUGUAUCACUUUCUGAUAGCCAUCAGUAGUCUCAUUGCACUCUGCCAGGAGUGAAAGUUGUUGGGUUUUUUCUUUUCCUUUCUUUCUUUUUUUUUUUUGGGAGGAUGAAGGAGAACUGGAUAGGAGGGAGGGUGGGGGGGGAUAUGUAUAUUCUUUUGUCUAAAUUCUGCCAAAUUUAAAAGAACCUGCUUAGAAGGAUUCCUCUAAUUGUUGGGGCAGUCAUAAGAUGCGUGCUUUUGUUUUCCUGCUGGCAUGGAAAUAUGGUGCUCAUCUUCGACAUCGGUGGCUUGAUAUGUGUGCUGGAGAGGUAUCUCAAGCAAAUGAUGGAUAAUGUAAAGAUGAUGAGAGUAAUUUUGCAUGAAUCUUUUCUAUGUUUUUAAAAGCUUACGAGAAGAAAUCUUGCUUGCUAAUAGGAUUGCAAGUGCUGAAUUGUCCAGACUGCUGGUGGAUAUUGCGAUUGGCAUGCAUUCUGUGGAAGGUGUGGGGUUUGUGGUCUCCUCAUUUGUAUGGACAAUGCUGUGGUGUGCUGUUUGAUUGCUGGGUUGCUUGUUUUUACAGCCAGAAGUGAUGCCAUUUGGUCGGUAGAAAAUCGGGCAGCAAGUGCAAACAUUAGCAGGGGCAUGUGAUGCCAUGAAGUUACAUUUUCUUUAAGUUGAUAUGUAGAUUCAGUAGAUAUGUAUGUCCAAGAACCGUGUACUUAACAAGAAGCAGAGAAUGGAAUAGCUAUUCAUAAUGUUCCUGGC